Sphaeramia orbicularis (orbiculate cardinalfish) is the source of this 1653-nucleotide messenger RNA. RefSeq names its product cadherin-23-like. Gene Ontology annotation, cellular component: plasma membrane; cell-cell junction. The record is from RefSeq and is a predicted model, not a curated record. Gene Ontology annotation, biological process: homophilic cell-cell adhesion. Lineage: Eukaryota; Metazoa; Chordata; Actinopteri; Kurtiformes; Apogonidae. The transcript is spliced from 12 exons. The coding region runs from base 73 to 1653 and encodes 526 amino acids. Gene Ontology annotation, molecular function: calcium ion binding.
UCGGUGGCCCAGCUGAAGGCCGUGGAUCCUGAAGAAGAACCCCUCACGUACGGGAUUCUAGGAGAGGAGGCCAUGAAGUAUUUCUCUGUAAAUAAAGACACCGGCGUGGUCUGGCUUCGGCAGCAACUGGACCGCGAGACCAAGUCGGAGAUGCAGGUGGAGUUCUACGUGAGUGACAUUCAGGAGGUGAUCAAAGACACAGUAAACAUCCAGAUUGGGGACGUCAACGAUAACGCACCCACCUUCCACGGGCAGCCGUACACCGUCCACAUCCCAGAGGACACGCCGGUGGGCAGGUCCGUGUUCGUGGUCAACGCCACCGACCCGGACCAGGGAACCGGGGGCAGCGUUCUCUUCUCCUUCCAGCCGCCGUCGCCUUUCUUCGCCAUCGACGGAGCCCGAGGCACCGUCACCGUCAUCAAAGCGCUGGACUACGAGACCACGUCGGCCUAUCAGCUGACCGUCAACGCCACGGAUCAGGAUAAGACCCGCCCCCUGUCCCGUCUGGCCAACCUGGCCAUCACCAUCACCGACGUCCAGGACAUGGACCCCAUUUUCACCAACCUGCCCUACAGCACCAACAUCGAGGAGAACGUCCCCCUGGGUUACGAGGUGCGGAAGAUAACGGCCAUUGACCAGGAUCUGGGCCGACCCAGAGGCAUCGGCUACACCAUCAUCUCAGGGAACACCAACAGUGUGUUCAACCUGGACUACAUCAGCGGAUCCCUGACGGUGAGCGGACAGUUGGACCGAGAAAACCCACUGUACUCAGCAGGAUUCACUCUGACUGUGAAGGCCACGGAGCUGAAAGACGACCGUUCUCCGUCCGAGGCCACGGUGAAGACCACCUUCACCAUCCUGCUCAUCGACAAGAACGACAACGCGCCCAAGUUCAACAGCUCCGAGUACCGGGUCCGGAUCACCGAACUGGCCCAGGUUGGCUUCGCCCUGCCGCUCUUCAUCCAGGCCGAAGACAAGGACGAGGGGGUGAACAGCAUGUUCCAGGUGUUUCUGACAGGAAACAAUUCGGAGUAUUUCACCAUCUCCCCGACAGCGGUGCAGGGGCGUGCCGACAUCAGGAUGAGGGUGGCCAUGCCGCUGGACUACGAACACAUCCGCAGCUUCCAGUUCUCUCUUUUCGCCAACGAGUCCAUGUCAGACCACGUGGGUUUUGCUCGAGUCUUUAUCGACCUGAUCAACGAGAACGAUAACCGUCCAUCUUCAGCCGCCCGCUCUACAACAUCAGUCUUCCUGAAAACACUCCUGUCGGUACUUCGCUGCUGCGCAUCAUGGCUACAGACGGCGACGCGGGCACAUUUGGAGUGGUCCGUUACUACUUCAGCGACGAGCCAGACCAUCCUGACCCUGUUUGUGUCUGGAAGGUUUUCUCUGGACCCUGAGACCGGCUGGGUCAUCCUUCAGGCCGGUCUGGACUACGAGCUGAUGCGUCGCUUCACGUUGACGGUGUUGGCAAGGGACGGCGGCGGCGAGGAGACGACGGGGCGCAUCCGCAUCAACGUGUUGGACAUCAACGACAACCCGCCGCUGUUCCAGAAGGAGGCGUACGUGGGCUCGCUGAGGGAGAACGAGGAGGCCGUCCAGUCGGUUGCCCGGAUCAGGGUGAGUCGCACAAAACAACGCAUACGGAAAUGA